Molecule: messenger RNA, 1053 nt
Organism: Globicephala melas (long-finned pilot whale)
Lineage: Eukaryota; Metazoa; Chordata; Mammalia; Artiodactyla; Delphinidae
Gene: NAA10
Product: N-alpha-acetyltransferase 10, NatA catalytic subunit
Biological process (GO): N-terminal protein amino acid acetylation
Cellular component (GO): NatA complex
Molecular function (GO): protein N-terminal-serine acetyltransferase activity; protein-N-terminal-glutamate acetyltransferase activity
Source: RefSeq, a predicted model, not a curated record
GCCGGUGGCCGGGCCCGGCGCGCGCCUCCUCUUCCGCCGCCGUCCCCGCGAUCCUGGACCCAGAUCCAGAUCCAGAUCCAGAUCCAGCCCCAGCCCCGGCCCCGGCCCCAGCCCCAGCCCCAGCCCCGGCCUGGCAGCCCCGGCGUCGCUUCGGAGCGCGGUGGCAGCUGACUGCGCGUUCACGACCCGCUGGGAGCCGCGAGCCCCGCCGCCGUUAUGAACAUCCGCAAUGCAAGGCCAGAGGACCUGAUGAACAUGCAGCACUGCAACCUCCUGUGCCUGCCCGAGAACUACCAGAUGAAAUAUUAUUUCUACCAUGGCCUUUCCUGGCCCCAGCUCUCUUACAUCGCUGAGGAUGAGAAUGGGAAGAUUGUGGGGUAUGUCCUGGCCAAAAUGGAAGAGGACCCGGACGACGUGCCCCAUGGACACAUCACCUCGCUGGCUGUGAAGCGUUCCCACCGGCGCCUUGGCCUGGCUCAGAAGCUGAUGGACCAGGCCUCCCGAGCCAUGAUCGAGAACUUCAAUGCCAAAUACGUCUCUCUGCAUGUCAGGAAGAGGUGGAAGCCAGGGCCGAGGGAAGGGGGUAACCGGGCCGCUCUGCACCUCUAUUCCAACACCCUCAACUUUCAGAUCAGCGAAGUGGAGCCCAAAUACUAUGCAGAUGGAGAAGACGCAUACGCGAUGAAGCGGGAUCUCACCCAGAUGGCCGAUGAGCUGAGGCGGCACCUGGAGCUGAAGGAGAAGGCCAGGCACGUGGUGCUGGGCUCCAUCGAGAACAAGGUGGAGGGCAAGGGCAACUCGCUUCCGAGCUCGGGAGAGGCCAGUCGUGAGGAAAAGGGCCUGGCUGCGGAGGAUAGCGGUGGAGACAGCAAAGACCUCAGUGAGGUCAGCGAGACCACAGAGAGCACCGAUGUCAAGGACAGCUCAGAGGCCUCUGACUCAGCCUCCUAGAGCCUGCACAUGCUUCUCUCCCUGCCCUGGCCUGCCCAUCCCAUCCUCACCCCGAGAGGUUUCACAAUAAACUUCACCCAGUGGCCUUGGGGAGUUUACCUG